Molecule: messenger RNA, 867 nt
Organism: Kluyveromyces marxianus DMKU3-1042
Lineage: Eukaryota; Fungi; Ascomycota; Saccharomycetes; Saccharomycetales; Saccharomycetaceae
Gene: RXT3
Product: Rxt3p
Exons: 1
Coding region: 1-867 (288 amino acids)
Source: RefSeq, a predicted model, not a curated record
AUGAGCGAUGAAUUGUACAGACAGACGCAGAACAGGAUAUACAGCAUGCAGGAGACGCUGUUGAAUAGUUCACGGGAGUCCCGGACGGCUGUGGCAGCUGUAACAGCAGCUGAUGAGACGGAGAAUACGACUUCUCCGGAAGUGUCGACCUUAUCUGCCGUUUCCGGAAGGAAAGGAGCAGAGGGCCAGAAGGGAGGUCAUAGCGGCGUCGAAGUGAGCUCCAAAUCGGUGCUAGAGUACACGGCUAAGAAUUACGCACAACAGCGGUGCAACCUGGGGACAUUGGAGUACGAUCCGAUGAGGGUUGGCAGAUUCGCUCAGGGCAAACCAUCUACCGAGUCGUUGCCCUUCCCAUACAACUUCAAAAGCAUCAGCUCGCCAAGACCCUUCAUCCCCAGGCUAUCGCACGACCAGAUAAACUCGAUCUGUACAAUCAUGAUCGAUUACACGUACUUGCGCCAGGUUGAGCGCGGGGAGAACAUCAGGUACCAGAAUAGAGAAAUUUGGGGCACAGAUAUCUACACAGACGACUCAGAUAUCAUCCUUGCGCUCCAGCACUGCGGCGUGCUGAGCGGGCAGCAUCCACCAGGCAGCAGGAGAACUCCCGCAAAUCUCUCGAACCCGGACAGCGUGAAAGGUGCCAUUCCAGAGCGCGAUAUCCCCUUCGCAAUCAAGGUCGAUAUCUUGCUUCUCCCACCGCUCCAGUCGUACGCAUCGACUACAAGGUACGACAUCACGUCAAGGGAAUGGUCUGCUCAAGUGCAUGACGGCCUAUCGUUUGGCAUUUUCCACAUAGAGAUACUGGUAAUGGACGACACUUUGAACAACAUCGACCAUGCUGCAAGGGCCAGGCAUCUACAAUGGUAG